AUGACACAAGGUAGCUCCGCCACUGUUUACAAGAACAAAGUUGGUGGAUACAAUGUAGUAAUUAGGCGAGGAAGGCCUUCCACCGACGCCCCUAUAUUUCGAGAAGCAGCGUCAUAUGUGAAUUCUAUAGAAUGUGGGUCAAAUGACAUAGAUAAAAUUCACAUUUCCAUGACCCUUGAUGCGAAUUAUUUGCGAGGAACAAUGGCAGCAGUUAUGUCGAUUCUACAACAUUCAACUUGCCCUGAGAACUUUGUUUUCCAUUUUCUCUCUGCAAGGCACGAGCCAGAGAUUUUUACAAGCAUAGCCUCUACAUUUCCAUACCUGAGUUUUAAAAUAUAUAGAUUCGACUCUAGCCGAGUAAGAGGAAAAAUAUCAAAAUCUAUUAGACAAGCAUUAGAUCAACCACUAAAUUAUGCAAGGAUUUAUUUGGCUGACAUUCUACCACGUGAUGUGAAUCGCGUAAUUUAUUUAGAUUCUGAUAUCAUUGUGGUAGAUGAUAUAUCAAAAUUGUGGGGAGUUGAUUUAGGUGAGAAAGUAGUCGCUGCACCGGAAUACUGUCAUGCAAAUUUCACAACCUAUUUCACAGAUGCAUUUUGGACAGAUGCUAUUUUGUCAAACACAUUUCAUGGGAGAAAGCCGUGUUAUUUUAAUACUGGGGUCAUGGUAUUAGAUGUCAAAACAUGGAAAAAACAAGGCUAUACUCAAAAGGUAGAACAAUGGAUGGUGGUACAAAAACUAAAGAGGAUAUAUCAUUUAGGAUCAUUGCCACCUUUCUUGCUUAUAUUUGCUGGAAAUAUCAAAGCUGUUGAUCAUAGAUGGAACCAACAUGGUCUUGGUGGUGACAAUUUUGAAGGGAAAUGUAGGAGUCUUCAUCCAGGACCAAUCAGCUUACUCCACUGGAGUGGUAAAGGUAAACCGUGGUUGAGGCUUGACUCCAGAAAGCCAUGCCCCAUUGAUCAUUUAUGGGCACCAUAUGACCUCUACCGCUCAUCAAGAACAUGGUUAGAAGACAAAUAAUAUCACUUUUUUUUUCUACAUAUCGAUUCGAUUGUAAUUACACCAUUUCAGUUGGGCACAAAACAUUAAGCAACAAAGUAAAUAUCAAGAA
Messenger RNA from Spinacia oleracea (spinach), 1108 nucleotides. RefSeq names its product probable galacturonosyltransferase-like 4. Gene Ontology annotation, molecular function: glycosyltransferase activity. The record is from RefSeq and is a predicted model, not a curated record. The transcript is spliced from 2 exons. Bases 1 to 1017 code for a protein of 338 amino acids. NCBI's taxonomy places the organism in Eukaryota, Viridiplantae, Streptophyta, Magnoliopsida, Caryophyllales, Amaranthaceae. Gene Ontology annotation, cellular component: Golgi apparatus.